Arabidopsis thaliana (thale cress) is the source of this 1846-nucleotide messenger RNA. RefSeq names its product MATE efflux family protein. Gene Ontology annotation, biological process: transmembrane transport; xenobiotic detoxification by transmembrane export across the plasma membrane. NCBI's taxonomy places the organism in Eukaryota, Viridiplantae, Streptophyta, Magnoliopsida, Brassicales, Brassicaceae. The coding region runs from base 245 to 1675 and encodes 476 amino acids. Gene Ontology annotation, molecular function: xenobiotic transmembrane transporter activity; antiporter activity. The transcript has 6 exons. Gene Ontology annotation, cellular component: membrane. The record is from RefSeq and is marked reviewed.
GAGAAAACUAUUUGUCCCACAGUCAAUUACGGGUCUAAAAUUUGGUAGUAACAAUAAUACUUUCAUAUGCAUAUCUUAACAUGAGAAAAAAAUGUUUUCACUGGUCGAGCAGAGUUAUAUAUAUAUUUAGAUAUUGACGAAAAGUCUUCAUUGACAAUAAAUUACAUUGGUUUCGUCCAUCAGUACAAGAUUGGAUAUGAUCUAAAAAAUCAGAGGCAAAUCAAUCAAGAUUAAGAAGACGACAAUGGAAGAGCCAUUUCUUCCGAGAGACGAGCAGUUAGUCUCUUGUAAAUCCACAUGGCAAAGUGGUCAGGUCACCGUCGAGCUGAAGAAAGUGAGCCGCUUGGCCGCUCCUAUGGCCACCGUAACCAUAGCUCAGUACUUAUUGCCUGUCAUCUCAGUCAUGGUCGCCGGCCACAUCGGCGAGUUGGAGCUCGCCGGUGUCGCGCUUGCCACGUCUUUCACAAACGUUUCCGGCUUCAGCAUAAUGUUUGGGUUAGUUGGUGCAUUGGAAACUCUUUGUGGCCAAGCCUAUGGAGCAGAACAAUACGAAAAAAUCGGAACCUAUACAUACUCUGCAAUGGCUUCCAACAUACCAAUUUGUUUCAUCAUAUCAAUUCUAUGGAUUUACAUCGAAAAGCUCUUGAUCACUCUCGGGCAAGAGCCUGACAUCUCUAGAGUCGCUGGCUCCUACUCAUUGUGGCUCGUACCGGCUUUGUUUGCCCAUGCUAUUUUCUUACCACUGACUCGGUUUCUGCUAGCACAAGGGUUGGUUAUUUCCCUGCUAUACUCUGCCAUGACCACCCUUUUGUUCCAUAUUGCGGUUUGCUGGACUUUGGUUUUCGCGCUUGGUCUUGGAAGCAAUGGAGCUGCUAUUGCUAUUAGUUUGUCUUUCUGGUUUUACGCUGUGAUACUCUCAUGUCAUGUGAGAUUUUUCAGCUCUUGCGAGAAGACUCGCGGAUUUGUAUCAAAUGAUUUUAUGUCUAGUAUCAAGCAGUACUUCCAGUACGGAGUCCCAUCCGCUGGAUUGAUUUGCUUAGAAUGGUGGCUGUUUGAGCUACUCAUACUCUGCUCAGGUCUUCUCCCAAACCCAAAACUCGAGACAUCUGUUCUUUCGAUUUGUCUUACAAUAGGAACUUUACACUAUGUGAUUCCAUCUGGAGUCGCGGCGGCUGUGAGCACACGAGUGUCAAACAAAUUGGGAGCUGGAAAUCCUCAAGUUGCUAGGGUUUCCGUAUUGGCAGGGCUUUGUCUCUGGCUUGUAGAGUCAGCUUUCUUUAGCACACUUCUCUUCACCUGCCGAAACAUCAUAGGCUACACAUUCAGCAACAGCAAAGAAGUUGUUGACUAUGUUGCUGACAUAUCUCCUUUGCUCUGUCUCUCCUUCAUCCUCGACGGAUUAACGGCAGUUCUAAAUGGAGUGGCUAGGGGAUGUGGGUGGCAACACAUUGGAGCUUUGAUCAACGUGGUGGCUUAUUAUCUUGUAGGAGCUCCUGUUGGAGUUUACUUAGCUUUCAGUCGUGAGUGGAAUGGAAAAGGACUCUGGUGCGGUGUUAUGGUUGGAUCCGCGGUGCAAGCCACUUUACUGGCUAUCGUCACAGCCUCCAUGAACUGGAAGGAACAGGCUGAGAAAGCAAGGAAGAGAAUAAUCUCUACUGAAAAUGGAUUGGUUUAAAUAAAGGUUGUUCCUAAGAGCUAUCUCAAAGUAUUUGCAAGUCAUGUGCAAAAAAACAUGUAAUGUUAUUUUGAUGGGUUAUAAUAUUUUUUUGUAAAACUUUUAUCCAGGAUUUAUACAUUUUUUCUUGAGUUGAUAUUUUCGUUAGUUAGAAAAAUUAUUCGAAUUGCA